AUGGGUUAUGGGGGGUGUGAGAGCUGGGAAAUGGAAUACAGCAGAGAGGAGAUUUUCUUGCAGGAGGAGUGUGGAGAUAUAGAUGUUAGUGGGAAUCAUGUGAAGAGUGAGGGAGGGUCCAAAGUGGGGUUUGAUAUUCUAUUUGCUCUGUAUCAUCCAAAUUUGGAUGCCAAGUUAACUUCGUUUUAUGAUGCGGAUAAGACUUGGUUUAGAAAUUUACAUAUUCCCUCAAUUUUUAAAGCCCAAAUCAACGUAUAUGGGCCUGUUGCUCUUAAGGCCUUCUAUCUUCCAUGGGCAAUGCUUGCUUUGGAUGUCAUUUAUGGCUCGCCUCUUAUACCUGACCUCUUAGGUAUCAGGACAUAUGUACUAAUUCUUGAUAGUGUUGCAUCCAUUAGAAGGUGGAAAGAACAUUUUGAAGACUCCAAUGUGGGUACGUAA
Molecule: messenger RNA, 438 nt
Organism: Sphenostylis stenocarpa
Lineage: Eukaryota; Viridiplantae; Streptophyta; Magnoliopsida; Fabales; Fabaceae
Source: the annotation of a GenBank genome assembly